AUGUCGUACUCUAACGUGUACAAGGACCUUCCUCCGCUUCCUGGACAGUCGGACGGGUCAUUGGAGUCGGAUGGCCAAUCUCCGCCCGCCACCUCGUCGCGUCGCCCGAUUCUGACUCUGCCUGUGCGGCCUGUUACAAGUGCGCAAAUUUCCAGCUCAAGCUUAGACUCUGUGGACUCUUGCACGGUGCAGCCGCAGGACCGUCGUCCGUUGCCAUUUUUGAACAUCAAGCCGUUGUCCGAGCCGUCGCGCGUGGUCCAGCAGCAGGACACGGCCUCUGUGGUGUCGUCGUUGAACUCCCAGAACCAGCCGCCUACCCCAUUUCUUGAGAGCAAGACUCUCAACAGGAAGAACGUUAAGAAACUUACGCUUUCUGCGCCCCAGCUCACCAUUCGAACCAAUUCCACCACUUCGUCUCUGGGGAACACCAGCUCCAUGUCUCCGCUCGACCAGGCCGGUUUUAAGGACCCCGAUAAGAAAGCCUCCACGGAUGAGCUCAUUGCCAACAUCCAGAACCUGGAACUUGGCCUUGAGUACCAGCUGCCCAUCAAGGCCGACGAGCUUGUGCUCUUGAAGAAGCUGGGGUCAGGAAAUUCCGGUACAGUUUCCAAGGUGCUGCAUCUGCCUACGCAGAAAACCAUGGCACGUAAAAUCAUCCACAUCGAUGCCAAAGAAGUGAUUCAGUCCCAGAUCAUCCGCGAGCUCCGCAUCAUGCACGAGUGCGACUCUCCGUUCAUUAUUGGCUUCUACGGCACGUUUCUCCACGAAGGAGACGUGGUGAUCUGCAUGGAAUAUGUGGAUUGCGGCUCGCUCGACAAGAUCUACAAAGUCACCGGCCCUUUCCCCGAGUUCAUGCUCAAACACAUUGCCUACUCUGUGCUGUCAGGACUGGUAUACUUGUACGAUAACCAUCGGAUCAUCCACAGAGACGUGAAGCCGUCCAACGUGCUGCUGGACUCCAAAGGUAAUAUUAAGCUGUGCGAUUUUGGAGUCAGCAGAGAGCUCAUCAACUCGAUGGCAGACACCUUUGUGGGUACGUCGACGUACAUGUCGCCAGAAAGAAUUCAGGGAGGCGUGUACAAUGUCAAGGGAGACGUGUGGUCGCUCGGCUUGAUGCUGUUUGAACUGGCCUCUGGUAUAUUCGCUUUUGGAGGAGCUCCCGAAGGAUGUGUCCAAGAAGUGUCUGGAUUACAAGGUGACCCGCAAAGAAAGACGCCAGAUUCGAUUCUGGACCUCCUGCAACGAAUCGUCAACGAAACACCUCCUUCGCUGAAAGAAUCCGACGGUUACAGUCCCGAACUGUGUCAGUUUGUUGCGUUGUGUCUUAAAAAGGAAAAAGAUAGACCGGACCCGCACACUUUGCUAAAACACAGCUUUUUGUCUGGGUUCGCCGAGCCCGACAGCGUGAAAGUGUGUCCCGAGUACCGCUCAGACAUCAAAAAAUGGGCCAAGAACGUGCGACGCGUCCAGAAAGGUAGACCGAAGAAAUAA
Ogataea philodendri is the source of this 1491-nucleotide messenger RNA. RefSeq lists its product as uncharacterized. The record is from RefSeq and is a predicted model, not a curated record. Gene Ontology annotation, molecular function: protein kinase activity; ATP binding. Lineage: Eukaryota; Fungi; Ascomycota; Pichiomycetes; Pichiales; Pichiaceae. Gene Ontology annotation, biological process: protein phosphorylation. The transcript has a single exon. The coding region runs from base 1 to 1491 and encodes 496 amino acids.